Messenger RNA from Anopheles nili, 1852 nucleotides. It is a transcript of the gene Ns1, whose product is annotated as guanine nucleotide-binding protein-like 3 homolog. The record is from RefSeq and is a predicted model, not a curated record. Gene Ontology annotation, molecular function: GTP binding. The transcript is spliced from 2 exons. Gene Ontology annotation, cellular component: nucleolus. NCBI's taxonomy places the organism in Eukaryota, Metazoa, Arthropoda, Insecta, Diptera, Culicidae. The coding region runs from base 68 to 1852 and encodes 594 amino acids.
CGGAAAAAUACGUGUAAAAUCUCUCGAGAAGUGUUGUGAUUAUAUACGGUGAAAUAGUUGAUAUAAAAUGGCCUUAAAAGCGUUAAAGUGUCGUAAAUCGAAGCGACAAAAAUCCUCGCUACGGUACAAGGUUAUCAAAAAGAUUGCCGAGAGUAAGCGCAAGAAGGCUAAAGAAGCGAAAAAGCUUCCUAAGCUAAAGAGUAAAAAGCAGAAGCUGAUUCAGGUGCCGAACAUAUGCCCGUUUAAAAAGGAAGUGCUAGCUGAAGUGGAAGAAUUUAAAAAGAAACAGGAAGAACUGCGCCAACAGCAAAGGGAGCUGCAAAAGGCAAACCGGCAAGAAGAGUUGCGCUCAAAAACUCUCCAAACGAUGGUGGCAGAAGCCGAGAAACGGAAUGAUCAGUUUAAUCCGCAAGCUACCGAGGAAGACGAGUAUGGCAAUGCGUCCAACGGAGGAAAGGAAAACUCACUGAAGGCCUAUUUCAAGGAAUUUAAGAAAGUAAUUGACGCUGCUGAUGUCCUGCUGGAAGUGGUCGAUGCUCGUGACCCGCUAGGCACGCGAUGCACCGAGGUGGCUAAGAUCGUCCGCGAAGCACCCGGCCAGAAACGGCUGGUGUUGAUUCUCAACAAAGCCGAUCUGGUUCCACGCGAGAACUUAGAGCGCUGGAUGAAGUAUUUACGACGAACGGGGCCGGUGAUCCCUUUUAAAGCGACGACUCAGGCGCAAAAGUCCAACAUAGGCCACAAAAAAUUCAAAGCCGCCAAAACGCUCGAGUGCUCUCCGUGCAUAGGGGCCGAUUUGCUGAAGGAGCUGCUGGCAAAUUACUGCCGCAGUGAUAAUAUUCGCACCUCGAUUCGUGUCGGCGUGGUAGGACUACCAAACGUAGGCAAAAGUUCGCUCGUCAACUCGCUGAAACGUAAACGGGCCUGUAUGGUCGGAGCGAAACCGGGUGUUACAAAGCAAAUGCAAGAGGUGCAGAUCGAUUCACACGUCAAACUGCUCGACAGUCCUGGUAUCGUUUUCCAGCGGCCCAAGGAUCAGGAUCAGAACAGAUUCUUCGCUCUUAAAAACGCUCAAAAAGUGACCGAAAUACAAGAUCCGUUCCCGCUUGCUAACGAUAUUCUGAAACGUGGUACGAUGAUGUACUUCUGCAAGCUGUACGACAUUAGCGAGUUCCAUUCUACGGAUGAGUUUCUUGCGAAAAAAGCCAUUCGAAUGGGAGCGCUAGCAAAGAAGGGUGUGCCCGACGUAAAGAAAGCAGCCAGAUGCUUGAUCGAGGAUUGGAACAAUGGAAAAAUCAAAUACUGCACUCAUCCUCCGGAAGAUAACACCGACGAAGUACAUCUGGAUGCUCAACUUGUCGCCCCAUCGGAGAGCGUCCCAGAAUUCAAUCUCGAUCAGCUCGAUACCAUCGUUGAGCAACUGGGAGAGCAAUAUGAGGCGAGCUUCAAUAUGAAGGACGAAGAGGGCAUGAAAAUUGAAAUUACGAAAGAUGAUAUCCUGACGAUGGAUAUCGACACCGGAGGACCGGUGAACAUGCGCCUGGCGAAAAAUGAUCAAUUAUCAGCGCUAACAAACGAAGGUAAGAUCAUCGAACAGGAUGACGCUAUGGAUGUAGACAAGAACGACGCAAGGAGACGCAAGCGGAAGGUCAACGAUUAUGCGGAGGAAGAGAAGCGGUUUCGCAAGGAUCCUAUGUUCCUGCUGGAAGGAAACCAGACGGCCAAUCGAAAUCUAAAACAGGAAAUGAAGAAGCGCAAAAAGCAACAAAACAAAACGGCGAACUCGAACUCGGAAAUGGAAGAUGAAAAAGAAGCGUACGAUUUCGAUGACGACUACGGGAUGGAUAGUUGA